Messenger RNA from Hibiscus syriacus, 544 nucleotides. RefSeq names its product adenine phosphoribosyltransferase 1, chloroplastic-like. The transcript is spliced from 5 exons. The record is from RefSeq and is a predicted model, not a curated record. Gene Ontology annotation, molecular function: adenine phosphoribosyltransferase activity. Gene Ontology annotation, cellular component: cytosol. The coding region runs from base 83 to 544 and encodes 153 amino acids. NCBI's taxonomy places the organism in Eukaryota, Viridiplantae, Streptophyta, Magnoliopsida, Malvales, Malvaceae.
UCACACUUGACUUACCUAUCUGAUUCGUUGCCUUCUGUUUUGAGUUUGAGCAGCGAGUGACUCGAUUGCAAAUCAACUAAAAAUGGCGUCUCAAGAUGAACAAGACCCUCGGAUUUCCAAAAUUUCUUCAGCAAUUUGUGUCCGGGAAGUUCUACCACGAAUAAUGUUUCAGGACAAAACAACUUUGCUUCUAGAUAACAAGGCAUUUCGUGGUACUAUUGAUUUGUUUGUUGAGAGGUACAGAGGGAAAAAUAUCUCUAUUGUUGCUGGUGUAGAAGCAAGGGGAUUCAUUUUUGGUCCACGUAUUGCAUUGGCCAUUGGGGCAAAGUUUGUUCCUAUGAGGAAACCCAAUAAAUUGCCUGGGGAGGUUAUAUCGGAAGUGUAUUCUUUGGAGUAUGGAACAGAUAAAAUGGAAAUGCAUGUUGGUGUUGUCCAAGGAGGAGAACGUGCUUUAAUAAUAGAUGAUCUUAUUGCCACUAGUGGAACCUGGGGUGCUGCAAUUAGGCUACUAGAGCGCGUAGGGGGAGUGUGCUUGUGUUAUUGA